AUGGUGCUAAACUACAAUGACGAGUCUAAUCUUUUGCAGCGAGCUAGGGUUGCUGCAAAGCACAACACGAACUUCUGGCACACUGAAACCGAGACUGAAGCUUUAUGGACGGAUACUGUGGGGAACAGCGCAUUGAGCGACAGCUUCGUUGAAGAGCUGAAACACAGGUUGAACGCGAUUCGGGGUGACAGACUCCAGAGGGGCGACAGACUCCAGAGUAUCAGACAAGCGGACCGCAAAACUUCCUGGUAUUCGAGCAAUCUGCCGUAUGACAGUGAAAUAACUAGCGCAAACCAUCUGGCGUUCUUUUCCGGUCCCUUGGCCACUGAUGGCGAAACUGUGAUGAAGUUCGAAGAGGUUGAAGACGGAGGAGAGUACGAAGACUCCCGUCACCAGAACAUCGACUGGGACUGCACCAUGGAGGAGGUGACUCUACUUCGUGAAAUUGCGGCUCAAUGGAAAAGGGACCAGUGGCAGGCCAUCAGUGCAAGAUUCAAUGGCAUGACCGGUCGUAAAAUCACCCCUGAACAGGCAAAGUCAGUUCUCGACAACCACCAAGGGUGA
This is a messenger RNA of Aspergillus fischeri NRRL 181, 564 nucleotides long. RefSeq lists its product as uncharacterized. The record is from RefSeq and is a predicted model, not a curated record. Lineage: Eukaryota; Fungi; Ascomycota; Eurotiomycetes; Eurotiales; Aspergillaceae. Bases 1 to 564 code for a protein of 187 amino acids. The transcript has 3 exons.